Messenger RNA from Saprolegnia diclina VS20, 2526 nucleotides. RefSeq lists its product as hypothetical. NCBI's taxonomy places the organism in Eukaryota, Oomycota, Saprolegniomycetes, Saprolegniales, Saprolegniaceae. Gene Ontology annotation, molecular function: aminoacyl-tRNA deacylase activity; nucleic acid binding; 3'-5' exonuclease activity. The record is from RefSeq and is a predicted model, not a curated record. Gene Ontology annotation, biological process: nucleobase-containing compound metabolic process. The transcript has 17 exons. The coding region runs from base 1 to 2460 and encodes 819 amino acids.
AUGGCAGAGAGCGCACGCCUUCCGAGAUCCACGCCAAGCAUAGACGACUCGCGCUGGCGUGAUGUCCAAGCGUCGUUGGAAGCUCGAGACGAUGGCUGCGCUAACCUCUUGCGCGAGCUCUUCCACGCGGUGCCCGUCAACAACUUUGGCGUCUGCAAGGCAGCCUUGGGAAUGAUCGUCGACCAGCGCGCGACGAAUCCGAUGGCGUGCGCUGCGACGCUUGUCGACUUGACCAUGCGCUUUUGGACCGAUACGACGGCGCCAAUUGCCUACUUGCUUCUCAUGACGCUGGACGAGCUACGUAUUGAGACCACGGCUUAUGUAGCCGACGCCACGCGGCGACAGCUGCAGGUGCUCGUCGUCCGCGCCCUCGAUGGAGCCGACACGGUGGAUGCCAAGGUCGUGACAAAGGCCAUGGGCCUCUUUUCGCUGCACGCCGUCGACGACGAGCGCGUCCUUGCGUACGGACGCAGGCUCGUCCAAAACCAAGAGUACAUAAGCGUUCUCAAGCUCGUGGCGGCCUUCCCGGCGCUGCAGUGGGACUUUUCAUGGCUUUUGGGACAGCUCGUCGCGACCAACAGCUGGUCCAUGGCGGAGCAAUUGCUCAAGGCCGCGCCCAGUCAGAACCUGCAGCACCUGACGACGCACCUUGUCGAGCUCACACUGGCCAAGCAAGACAUCAAGAAGGCGCACAAAUUUGUACACUUGUACGGCCUCCAAGCGGCCUUUCCGGACGUCGAGAGCUGGUUUCGGCGCGAAGCGCUCGAGAAGCUUUGCGCGCAGAAAAAGUGGUCGAUCGCGACGUCGUUUGUCGGAACAGAUGCGUCCCUUCAGGCGACAUUGUACCAGUAUGUGGCAAUGGCCGCACGCGUCGAGGAAGGCAAACACCCCGUCUGGCUCGGUGUGGACGUCGAGUGGCGGCCGCUCGUGUCCAAAGAUGAAACGUGCCUCGCCAGCCUCCUCCAACUCGCGCUCGCGGACCGUGUAUUCCUCAUCGACCUUGUAGCUCUCGAGACCACUCGAACGGGCUUGGACGUCGUCGAAGCAAUUUUGCGGCAUCCCUCUGUGCUCAAUAUUGGGUUUGGCUUCAAGCACGAUCUCCGAGUGCUCAAGCACACGUUUCCAGACAAGACAACUUUUGACGUUGUCCACGGCCUCGUGGACAUGGGAGCGCUGCUGCGCUCGUGGCAACCGUCGUACACGGGUCGGAGCUUGUCGGACGGUGCCGCGCUCGUUUUGGGGCGACCUCUGAACAAGAAACAACAACUUUCUGACUGGGAGAAGCGACCGUUGACGCCAAAGCAAGCCGAGUACGCAGCCCUCGACGCCUGGGUGCUCGUCGCCAUGGCCCAGCGCAUGUGCGAAUCGUCUGAUGAGCUUUAUGCUGGCUGCAUCGAGUCGAUCAUAUGCGACGUGCCACCAAGCCGACCGGUGACCGAUAUCGUGCGCUUGCGGCAUGCGCGACAACACGCAAAGUCGGCCUCCGUGAUGACGCAGCCACGCAUUGCAGACUUUGUCAAGCUGCACGAAGGCAAGCGCAUUCGGCUGUUUCCUCGGAGCGACUUGGACGCCAACGGCGAGGGGGCUAGCGUGCGUCUCGCCAACAGCCUCUGCAUUCUCGCCAACGGGGUACCGUGCGUCGUCGUGCUGCCCCAGGACGCCAAGGUCGACUUGAGUCUCCUGAGUAUGGUCUUGGGUGUCGCUAGAAAGAAGGUGCGCUUUGCCCGGCCCACCGAGUGCACCAGCAUCUUUGGGUACGCGCCGGGGACGGUGCCACCGUUUGCCCACAACGUGGCCGCGCCCGUCUUGCUCGACACGGCCCUCGAUGGUGCAGAGCGCAUUGUGCUUGGCGGCGGAACCUCGGAUGUUCUCUUGGAGGCGUCGUUCGAGGCGCUUCUGGAGCUCUGCCAUGCUCCGCGCGUUCUGCCUUUGGCGGUGCAGAAUGACAUUACGAGCUUGCAAGCGGCGCCGCAAGAGCUCAAAUUUCUCGCUGAUACGAUGCUUGGGCGUGUUGCCAAGUGGCUUCGCAUGACAGGCGUCGACGUCGUGCACUGGGACAAGUGCGACGAGAAGUCGAACAUGCUCAUUCAAGCGACCGUCGAGCACCGAAUUGUGCUGACGCGGGACCGGAAGCUCGCCAAGCAGCGCCAAGCGCUCGCGUGCUACGUCGUCCUCAGCGACAACAUUGAGGCGCAGUUUCAAGAGAUCAAAAAGCACUUUAGCAUCGAGUUCAACGAAGAGACGUUCAUGUCGAGAUGCGCCAAGUGCAAUGGAAAGGGCUUUCGCAUCGUACCGCUGGAAGAAGUCCGGGUCGGCGACGAUGUUCCGGCGCGCGUGCUUGAGACCGUGACCGACUUUUGGGCGUGCCUCCUCUGUGCCCAACUGUACUGGGUUGGACCAAAGUACAGCACCGCGCACGCCAAGAUGCAAGAAAUCUUCGGCGACAUUGGCAGCCAGUAACGCUGUUUUGCAGAUAGAAAGAAUAUAAUCGCAUCAACAUUGCGCGUAGCACUGCACUAGUGUCCA